Molecule: messenger RNA, 1317 nt
Organism: Leptopilina boulardi
Lineage: Eukaryota; Metazoa; Arthropoda; Insecta; Hymenoptera; Figitidae
Product: proteoglycan 4-like
Exons: 1
Coding region: 1-1317 (438 amino acids)
Molecular function (GO): nucleic acid binding; zinc ion binding
Source: RefSeq, a predicted model, not a curated record
AUGGAGGCUGACAGCACCACACCGCCUGAGGAGGACGUUAACAUCGAGGUCCUCGAUGUGUCAGAGUCGGACGAAGAGUGGCACGAUGUGGAGGAAUGGGAGGACAUCUUGCUGGCGGAUCCUGACGAUGAGGUCCAAAUCCCCGCUAGUCCCAGCCCCUCGAUCAGCUCAAGCUCCUCAAGCAUUGAGAUACUUGACUGGCCGGAGGCUGUUAACGAGGAUCUGGACAUCGAGGAGGCACCUCGAGCAUCGUCACCAUCCGAGUCCGAGACCGAAACAGUGGAGAUGGAAGAUCCACGCAUCCCCACACCUCCACCGUGGAACCCGCCACCGCCGGAACAAAAUGGACCUGGAGGGAUCCCUGGACCACCGGAGGAGGUUGAGGUGAGGCUGGAGGAGGACCCAUACUGGGACCCGAUCCGGCCGUUCAUCCCUUCGUUGGUCUGGCUGGAGCAAUACCGUCCUGGCCUCUUCAGGGCAAUUCACGAGAUGGUGGCUCGCUACAGCCAUCGUGAUAACCAGGAGUGCCCCAUCAGAUGGAGGACGGAUCUCGCGGAACGCUCGGCCUUACCCACCGAGACCCAGGAGUGGCCCCUGGAAGAACCCACAAUGGUGGACCAGGAGACACAGACGGAGUUCGUUGCCGUUGAGAGGUCAACACAAACGACUCCCCUGACUCCUGCACCAACGGCACCACCAUCGCCAGCACGACCAUCGCCAGCACCACCAUCGCCAGCACCAACAUCGCCGGAAGCAGUCGAAGAGCCCCCAGCUUCGAUGGAGUUGGACCCAGUGUCCUCGGCUUCGGAGGAUGCACCGGAGACGGUGGAUCCGUUCGGACCCUUCACGAAGCCGAAGGUCCGGCCUGAAAAACCCCAGUGGUGGUCAAGCCACUCAGAGGAAAGCCUCCACCACGAGCGGCGCUACCGAAGACCGAGCCGCCGAAGCAGGAGUCGCGACGGCAGACUCCACCCCACACCUGGGACGAGUCGCAGCCGUCCAGAGGAGCCGACCAGCUUCUUGCGUUGGAUCGAUGACAGAUCCGAGGACGAGGCACCUGAAACACCUUCGUACCCUGCUCCAAGUGCACCGUCCCGCCCGCAACGUCUGUGCUGGAAUUGCCACCAGGAGGGACACAAUUUCAGCAAUUGUGUUGAAACUAGGCGGAAGUUCUGCCAAAUGUGCGGAAGGCAUGGGCACACCACUAGAACGUGCCCACGCUGCAGCAGAAGAUGGGAGGCAAUGGGACCGUAUGUCCCCAAAUACGGCACAAACGUUCCUCGAGACUACGACCACCAUCGCCAUCACCCUUACUAA